UUAGUUAUCGAAAGAGUAAUCGUAGUUUUGAAUUUGGAAAAUAUAUCCAUGUAUUAACCCCAAUAGGCCAAUUGAAACAACUGAGCCCACUAAUUGGAGUAUGGAUCCAUACCCAAUAAAUUGAUUUUUGUCGGAUCCGGCCCGAGCCCACUAAUUGGAGUAUGGAUCCGUACCCAACAAAUUGAUUUUUGUCGGAUCCGGCCCGAGCCCUAAUCUGAAAUAGCCACCCCCUUUGGCGGGAGAAUCUCUCUCCUCUCUCUCUCUCUCUUCUCCGAUGUCGAGAUUCCCAGAGAUAAGCUCUCUAUUUGGUGCACUAGCAUCCAAUCUCCAGACUCAACAUCCGGCGGCCGAAAAUGAAGUAGAUCACUCUCUCUAUGUUCUGAACCGUUCACUCAACCUGAGUGAAGCGCCAAGGGUUCGCGUUCUGGAAACCGCUCUCUCGCUCAUGGGCUUCACUGCUCCACAGGUCUAUGAGUCGGCGAUUGAAUUUACAGUGAAAACAUUAGUUGCUGUUUUAUCUUCUUCGAUUGAGUGCAAGGUGUUGAAAAUCAAUAGUUAUCGGGUUUUGAAAGUGGGCGGUUUGAUUCCGGGAAGAGAUUGUGGCAGUGUUGUGGAAAUGUGUGCCGAUAUUUUGGGGAAAUUUGAUGGACAUAAUAAAGGUAACCUUUCUGCUUUACUUUUGCACAACGUUAUCAGAGUAGCAGCUCUUGCACCCUGUUCUCCACAUGCAUUGCCGUCGACUUCCGAUGUCGAUAUGGAGUUCGAUGAUUCCAGCACUUCUGCUCUUGCAAAUUUAGUUGGCCAUUUGACAAAUGAGUUCACAGUUAAGAAUGGCGAAAUACCUUCAAGGUUGAUGUUAUGGCAUUUAGAUCCGAUGAUGUUGAAGCAAGAUUUAUCACAAAUUUUGCAAGAAAUCGUCGAAAGGCCAUUCCUCUGUUUGAGCAUGGAGAUUUACAAUAGGAUAGAGUGGAGAUCCAAACUGAUUUGCAUUGCCAUAUCACCCUCGAUUUUCGCCGAGACAAGGGCUUUGUUGCACAAGUGGUUCCUAAUGACGGGUCUGGCUUCCGUCAUGGAAUUUCUGACCGUGCUUGUUGGGCAAGUGCUUGAUAUAAUUUCCAGACCGAUGUGGUGGGGAAUAUCCAUGGAGGUUGGAUCGAAGCUCCCAUUUUCUCAUGCGUAUUUCCCCUACGACCAUGAUUUAUUGAGAAUUUUGGCUGCACCUGUAUCCCUGGAAUACUUUCAGUGCUUGCUUUGCAAAAUAAGUGGCUCGAUUUCUACUGCUGGAGUUCAUUCACAUUCCUCUCCCUUGAGAACUGCAAUAAAGAUUAGUACAGUAGAUCAUAAAUCCAUGUGGUCCAUGGUGGUGAACUUCCCUGAUUGGUUCUUUUAUGCAUCCAUAUUGCUCUUUUGUGAUAGCAUUCCCGCAGAUAAUCUUGGUUCCGGAACAUUCCCUACGUCAGUUAAGCUUAAGUCUCGUCUAAUGCAUGAUUCUGAAGUAGCUUGUCCCUCAGGGGCAGCAAAGUUUAUUGCCUGGUUUUUAAACCCCAUGAACGAAUCUAGUCAAUCACUCACCGUUGAUUAUCUAGUGAAGGUUUCGGAUUUAUGGACUCUGAAAUGCUCCUGCCCAAAUAAAGGUACAGAGGUAAAACGGGUUCCUAAGGAGAAGACUAGCAGGCUCAAAUUAUUACACAAUAAAAAAGGAAUAACUCCCCAAGAGCUGGAUAGUUCUGCGGUGUUUAUUUGGCUCAAGGAAUUCGAAGACACGUAUAUUAAGAUUUUCAAAACGAGUGGUGUUUCGAGUUCCAACGCAAAGGGCUUCAGCUUCCACCGAAACCUUUUUUUGAGGAAGGUGCCGUUAGGCAUAUUGCUUCUGUGUCCUAAUCGUUUAAAUUUAGCAGGAUGCUCCUUGCUUUUGCAUUAUGCUGCUACUGGAUCUAUUGUAAAGCUUUCAGAUAUGCAAAAUUCUGGAAAAGGCAAAAAAGUACCGAACUACUAUUGGCAGGGGGACUCGUUGAUAUGGAUUGAGCAUUAUACUAAAACGGAGGCUAUUGCAGGGUGUAGAAUCGUCUUUGAUAUAACAGAUGUUGCCGAGAGUAUUUCUCCUUCUAUGUUUGAAACCGAAGAGGAGGGAGUGAAUUUUAUCUGCCAACUGAAAUCAAAGAGUUGGGAUUAUCUAUUUCAGUGUAUCAAAAGGUUGCUUGAAAUCAAGAUUGAUGGAGACGGGGCCCACAUGCAAAAGGAUCUUCUCGCAAGAGUAAUGAGGUGGAGGCAUCAAGGUAAAGAUGUUUUCGAAAACAACAAGGAUAUGGAUUUCGUAUGCAACACUUUGGACGUAUAAAUAGCUUCAUCACGGUAUGUAUAACUAAAACUGAAUCUUAAUUCUUACAUAUGUAUUAUCAUGUCUCGAAAACAAUAUGUGUGUAUAAAAAACUUGUUUUCA
This is a messenger RNA of Erythranthe guttata (spotted monkey flower), 2440 nucleotides long. RefSeq names its product acyl-CoA synthetase family protein. The record is from RefSeq and is a predicted model, not a curated record. NCBI's taxonomy places the organism in Eukaryota, Viridiplantae, Streptophyta, Magnoliopsida, Lamiales, Phrymaceae.